Molecule: messenger RNA, 1263 nt
Organism: Dovyalis caffra
Lineage: Eukaryota; Viridiplantae; Streptophyta; Magnoliopsida; Malpighiales; Salicaceae
Source: the annotation of a GenBank genome assembly
AUGGAGUUGAAAAGGAAUAUUAUUGAUCAGAUAAGCGCAGGAAGGAGUCGCUUGUGCAUGGUAGAAGAGAAAAGAAAGGCUGUGGAGACUAGCAAGUUCAUUAAAAGACGGCGAAGAGACCCUUCUACAUUUGCAUUAAGCUGCAAUAUUAAUAAUAUUAAUGAUCAACAAAGUGACCAACAGCAGCAACAGUCACUUGGUGAUCGAGCUGCUGCUGUUGCCACUACAGUCAAGAGAAGUUCAAGAUUUCGCGGAGUUAGCAGGCACCGUUGGACUGGACGAUACGAAGCUCACUUAUGGGAUAAAGGAACGUGGAAUCCGACACAGAGAAAGAAGGGUAAACAAGGAGCUUACGAUGAAGAAGAAUCCGCUGCAAGAGCAUAUGAUUUAGCUGCUCUCAAGUACUGGGGAGCGUCAACUUUCACAAAUUUUCCGGAGUCUGACUAUGAGAAAGAAAUUGAAAUAAUGAAAACGGUAACCAAAGAAGAAUAUCUAGCCUCCUUAAGAAGGAGAAGCAGUGGUUUUUCAAGAGGUGUAUCCAAAUACAGAGGAGUUGCAAGGCACCAUCACAAUGGGAGAUGGGAAGCAAGGAUAGGGAGAGUAUUUGGAAACAAGUAUCUUUAUCUUGGCACUUACAGUACCCAAGAGGAAGCUGCUCAUGCCUACGAUAUAGCAGCCAUCGAAUACAGAGGAAUCAAUGCUGUAACCAACUUCGAUUUAAGGACAUACAUCAGAUGGCUGAAGCCAGAAGACACACUUCCUGCACUUCAAGAAUCAAAACCAACUUCUGACCACCUGCCGAUGACAACCUUCUCCAACCACUUUCCAAGCGAGAAACCAACCCAGCUAUCCCUUCUCCAGACGGGUCCUUCUUUAAUGGGUAAUUUGAACACCUCUAAACAUGAGGUCGACAGUUUUCAUAGGGAGACGCUUCCCGUUAAUCCUCUCACCAAGUCGUCUUCCUCGACUGCUCUUAGCCUCCUCCUUAAAUCCUCAAUAUUCAAAGAGCUUGUGGAGAAGAACUUGACUACCACCUACGAAGAAUUUGAAGAAAAUGAUUCUAAAAACCUUCCACAUGAAGGCAACAACAAUGCUGGGGAGGCAUUCUAUGAUGGAUUCAGCCACAUUCCUCACACGGGCACUUCAAAUGAUGAUCCAUUGCUGUGUUUAGAGCGAGGAGACACGAGUACGUUGCCGCCAUACAAUAGAAUGAAGCAAUCUCUUUGGGAUGGAGCCUUGAGCAUUCCUACUCGUUUCAAUUAA